Aedes albopictus (Asian tiger mosquito) is the source of this 4557-nucleotide messenger RNA. RefSeq names its product Fanconi anemia group D2 protein homolog (gene Fancd2). The coding region runs from base 116 to 4396 and encodes 1426 amino acids. Gene Ontology annotation, molecular function: DNA polymerase binding. Gene Ontology annotation, cellular component: condensed chromosome; nucleus. The transcript is spliced from 3 exons. Gene Ontology annotation, biological process: mitotic intra-S DNA damage checkpoint signaling; homologous chromosome pairing at meiosis; interstrand cross-link repair. The record is from RefSeq and is a predicted model, not a curated record. Lineage: Eukaryota; Metazoa; Arthropoda; Insecta; Diptera; Culicidae.
UUCUUGUUUUCACAUGUUUUGUUUAUUUUUAAAUAUUCGCAGAUAAACCGGUAUUUUUGUCGUGCAAUUUAAACCGCUGAAAAUCCUUUUAAAUUCGUGUAAUCCUUGCUAGAAAAUGUUCAAAAAUCGGAAAUCCACACUACUAGCGAAGAAAUCGUCCGAACUGAGUGCAAUUCGCGAAGCCGUUAGUGAUGCCAGUGCAACAGCCACCUCGCCCAGUCAGAAGAUCCGACGGUUGGACAGUGCUGGUGCAGCAGCAGCCUUUCCACCGACCGAAGCCGACGACGACCCCUUCGGAAGCCAGUUCUCGGUUCCGGCCAGUCAGAUGAACAGCCAGCGGCGGUACCUUUCGCAGCGGAGCAAUUUGCAGAAAUCGCAAAGUGCGCGCACCUCGCGCCGCAUGCCAACCAACUAUUUCGAAAGUGUGCUGCUCAAGUGCCAGCUGGAUCUGGACGCGGAUCCGGCGUCGGUGGUGCUCCGCUGCGAACCGAUCGGGUUCGUGCGGACGUUGCGGAACAUGCUGCGGGGAAGCGGCGACUACCCGAAGAACAUCAAGGAUUUCGUGCACGGGUUGGAGCAGGCAAGUAAGAACCGGGACAGCUUCCGGAAGUUGCUGGAAUGCUGCCAGAUGCAGAGUCAAACGAGUGGGGAGGUGAGACCGAUUCAGGAGAGUGUGAUGAAGAUGCUGCUGUGCGUAGACUUCAUGCAGGAGGAACUGAUACGGAUGUUGUUCGGGUAUGUGGAGCGAGUGGCCGAGGAAGAGGUUGGGGUGAAUAUGAUCGGGCUGGUUUUGUCGCAGAUUAAGUUUAUAGAUCAUACGGCACAUGGGGGGCUGGUGUUCGACAAGUAUUUUGAGGUACUGGGGCGGACUAGGAAUGCUCAGUUGCUGAGGGAAGCGAUCGGGGCGUUGGAGGAUGUUAUCGAUGUUCCGAAGCAGGACAUGGCGUUCCGGAAGAUUCUGGAGUUGUUUCCGAGAGCGGGGGAUUUGUUUAGCGUGACGAAUGUGACCGUGUUUUGCGAGAUGAGCUUGAGCGGGGCGACGCUGAGGAUGACCCGACAGAAGAUGGUAGAUUUUGUAGAGGCUGGGUGUGCGGUGGACAUCUAUCCUCUGUUAGUUCGGUUCAUGUUGAAGUUCAACAGUAACGAAGUGGAUGGGCUUCAUGAGAAUAUCCGAGAGAUACGAUUGAUCGUGGAUAGUCUUGUUCGAGUUGGUCUAGAUUCAUCCGUUGAGAAAUGUCUACGAGAGAUCUUUCAGAUCAUCUACCAGGCCUUGACCGUGUCGGCUGUGUUGUACGAGGCAUGGGUGAAGUUCUGCCGGCUGUUGACGGACGAGGAAUCGCACAUGGCAUUGGAUCUCUUGGUGCUUCUAAUGAUGCUGACUGUGAACGAAAUCAAAAGUAAUGCCAUCCAGAAAAUUCUAAUCAAUAAGAUCAAGAAAGGUCAUCUGGCUAUUUCACAUAUGAAAACCUUGACGAAGGAUUUCGGAUGUGUUCUGAAUGUUCACAUGGACUGCGUGUUGGACUUUGUGGAGUCCUGUCUCAAGGAACGGCAAGCGGAUGUUUGUGAGUUCGGAGUGCUGUCGAUGAGUUACCUGUUCUCCGCAAACAACCUCAACAAUCGGAUGGUGUUGAACAAGUUGGUUGGCUUCAUGUGCGAAAUGGCCUUGAUCAACGAGGGGCAACGGAAUGAUCAUUUGAUCGCUACAUGUAUGAAUGCCCUGUCGAGCAUCUACGAAAGCUAUCCCAAUGACAUUCGCAACAAUGCGCACAUCCUGCUGAAGAUCAUGGAUAUUUCAAUGGAUUUGAACCUGCAACAGUAUCGCACAGCGGUGAGCCUUAUCUGCGAGGCGAUCCAUGUUCCUGACAGGCCCCUAAACGAUAACGAAACAUGGGAUAGUCUGAACAUCGUGAUCAAGAAGCAAUUGUUGAGUAACAAUAAGGUCGUCAAGAAGAAAGGAGUCAUCGGAGUGGUUCGGUUGAUUCGCCAUCUGCUGAAAACGUCCACCGGAAAUGAAGAGCUCCCAAACACUUUUGAUUCCGACCGGACCAUCGACACGGUUAGUGACAUUCCCACGGCGUCCGGCCGUGAGAUCGGCAACAUGAUGAACAUGCUCUUCACAUCUGCCAACGAGUCCUCGGAUAUCCUGGCGCUCUGCUACGACGAGCUGGCUGAAAUGCUGCACGACUUUGAACGGAAGUUCGGAAAACCCGAAAAAGCCUUCACCAUCUGGCUGUGCGAUGUUCUAACAAACGAAUUCCAGAACUACUUUAUCAUCGAAGAGAUCCCUCAAGGUGACGUCGUCCAAUAUUCCAAGAAGCUAUGCAUCAACGAUGCAGCCGACCUGGAGAAUACGAAUGCAGAAGCCUACGCCAUAGCCGUCAACAUUACGGAGAACAUGUUGGCGUACAACAGUCGAUACUCCACGAUGUGCUUCUUUCUGUCCAUGUUCAAGUUGGUGAAGGCCCUGCAACUGAUUCGUUACGACGGUAACCUGGAGUCGAUCAAUGCUCUGUUAGGAUGCGCCAUCGUCGUACCGUCGUUCUACGAUGAACCUGACGAGAAGCAUCUGGUUGAAACAUUCGAAGAAGACGUCUGCCGGCAGCUCCUGGACGCGUAUUUCUAUAUCGCCAACUGGUUUCGGGAAUUGAUCAAUGCCUUUGUCCUACAGCCAGAUCAGCUAAUCCACCGGAAAGUCCUGGAACGGAUAACGGCUCUGGUUCAACUAGAACGACGUCUCGCAGCAUUACUGCGAACUGUGGACUUUGAUUACUUUCCUCCGAUUUGCGACUUUUCCGACGAUACCCAAAAGAAAUCCCUGCGAUCGGCUAAGGAAUCAUCCUCCAAACAGAACAUAACUCUCAACGCGACAACGAAGACUCAAUUGGAUUCCACCGCCAAGCCGCGUCCGUCGGAAUCUUCCGAGUUUGAUGGCGAAACACUGUUUGUCCGCUACCGACGAGGAUUCAGAUCUAUAGACUGUCAAGUGAUACAACUUUUCCGCGAAUCGGUACUUUUGUCUCAUACUCUGCCGAGCGAUAAACUUGGCGAAUGUUUAGGUUUAAUCGAGUAUCGCUUCUUGCUGGAAACUUUCGCAACCGAAAUCGAGGCUAAAACAGGAUCUCGUCUGAAACUCAGUGAUCUUCUUGAAGUACUCCCUUCUAUCGUUGACAACUACACUAAAAUCAACACUAAGCGACGAGAUGUUCAGCACUCCACGGAUCCGGAUCUCCAAUCCGAAUACAAAGCACUGACUUGUUGUUCAAAUCUGUCCCUCCGAUUGUUCACUGGAAUACUUCUUUCGGUGAACAAUUCCAAGCCAGUAAUUCAACACAAAGCCCUGCAAGCUUUUAACAAACUCGCCGACUCUUCGGAUAAAAGCUGCCAAACCGAUGAAGAUCUCGUAGAACUCAUCCUGUCAACCGAAUUGACCCAUAAGAAUGCUUUCAAAGAUCUGAACAACGCUCACUGCCUCUACAAAUUCGGUUGCGCCCUGAACCGCGUAUUCCCAAAUCCAAACAAUCCAUCAACCAUCGCCACGUUCUGCCAAAAGUUCGUUUGCUCACACUUCGUUCCCAAAACCGGCACCGCUCUCCAACUAUCCCAGCUGCUCCAAGGCCUCUUCACCGUCGUGGACUUCCCCAAGAUCAAACGACUCACCAAAGCGCUCGCCGACGACCUCACCUCCUCCAAAACCGACGACAAGCUCUUCUCCGGCCUUCAACGCUCCCAGUACGCUCUCCUCUUCAAAGAACUCACCAAAUCCUUCAUCAAAUGCGUCCAAUCCGAACUCCGCUCGCGCCGCACCACCGUCCAAAAGUUCGUCCUCUGGGAACAAUCGUCGGAAAUCCUCAAGCAAUUCUCCGAGGUCUCCAAGCACGCCGACAACUUCAAAAUCUACUCCUGCUACAUGCGCUACUCCCACACCUACCUCAAGCUCUUCCAGCAAAGCGGUCUCCGCACGAUGGAAGACAUCCUCAAAGUCUCGGCCGAUCGCGUGAGCCACCUACUGAGCACCCUACAGCACAGCACGCGCUACCUGCAUAACAUCUGCUGCCACUCAAAGAACACCAAACAAAACAGCCUGGCAGCCCAAAUCCCCUUCAUCCGGGAAACGGUCGAAAACCUAAUCUACAGCGUAAAAGCCGUCCUGGCGGCGAACGAUUGCGCCUCGGUGUUCUGGAUGGGUAACCUCAAGAACAAGGAUCUCAAGGGGGAUCUGAUCGUAUCGCAACUGGACGCAGCCGAAAACGAACUGGAAAUGAGCGAUCCGGACUCGGACAUUGCGGACUUCCUUAGCGAUGGCGAUGACGACGACGGAGAGGAACGGCCGGCUGCUGCGGUUGCUUUAGGCAAGGGAGGCUCCGAAGGAAAGUCAUCGCAGAGUAAGUGCUUCUGAUGGGUUGCGCAUGGAGGACAGCUGUUAGUUGAAGAUUCUACUUUAAGUUAAGUUCCUGUUAUGUACAAAGUAACUUCGAAAGAUCAACAAAAUUUCGCACAAUCUUCGUCGAAACAGUAGUCGUUACAUAUUAUUCGUCUUCGAAAUCCCAUGCACCUUAA